UCACAUGGUGGUGUUGGCUUUUAAUAUGCUUAGCGACAACAAAAACAAAACCGUCUCACUAUUUGGAGAACACAAGUCGAAAUAUGGUGUAAGAUUUCGUCCCGGAAUAUCACGAUAUUUUGUCACCCUUUCCCUGCGGACUUGGCACAUUCCUCUCAGCAGCUCCACAUGUAUCGUAACUUGUUACCUCUCCAGAGCUCACUGUGCCCUUCCUCAACCCUGAUGUGUUACUGUUCUGCAUACAGAAGAAGCGACAGUGUUUGGGCUCGCUUUGGAUUAUAGCGGAUUAAAUCACAGUUACGGAAUUCAUUAGUGUAUCUUAACAAACGAAAAGGGAGAGGACGUGUCGUGAAGCAGGGGUGUGUGUAUGUGUGUGAGAAGGGGGGAGAGAGAGAGAGACUGUCUCUCUGCAUGUGUGAAUUUACCAGACCCAGUAAAGUGAGAGUGUAAGAGUGAGGGCGCUCUUGGGGGCGUAGCUCCACAAAGGGGCAGAGUUUCCAGGAGGAAGCCGGACAAACAUGAGCAAAUUGACGUUCCACAACAACAAGACCAUGCAGGAUCGCCGUUGUGUGUGUGUGUUUCUCCCAAAUGAUGAAACACUCAACGUCAUUGUCAGUGUGAAGACUUUGUGUCAGGAAUUGUUGGAGCAGGUAUGUGAUCUUCUCCGACUGAAGGACUGUCAUCUGUUUGGCCUCAGCGUUGUUCAGAAUAAUGAGCACAUCUAUAUGGAACUGGAACAGAAGCUGUCGAAAUACUGUCCUAAGGAAUGGAAGCGAGAAGCGAGCAAGGGAAUUGAUCAAUUUGGGCCUCCAAUGAUUGUGCACUUUAGAGCUCAGUACUAUGUGGAGAAUGGCAGGCUUAUCAGUGAUCGCAUGGCAAGGUAUUAUUAUUACUGGCACUUGAGGAAGCAAGUUCUGCAGUCCCAAUGUGUCCAGCGGGAGGAGGCCUAUUUCUUGCUAGCUGCAUUUGCUCUUCAGGCAGAUCUGGGAAACUACAAACGAAAUAAACACUUUAACUCCUACUUUCAGCCUGAGUCCUACUUUCCUUCCUGGGUGAUCACUAAGAGGGGGAGAGACUAUAUUCUGCGGCAUAUUCCUAAUAUGCAUAAGGAACAGUUUGCUCUCACCGCAUCAGAGGCUCAAUUGAAAUACAUCAAACAAGCAGCACUCCUGGAUGAUGUCACUGUACACUACUAUCGCCUUUAUAAGGAUAAGAAAGAAUUGGAGGCAUCUUUAACUCUGGGGCUUACUCUGCGUGGUAUCCAGAUCUUUCAGAAUGUGGGCAGUGUCCGGCAGCUUCUAUAUGAUUUCCCCUGGACCAACGUGGGCAAACUUGUAUUUGUGGGGAAAAGGUUUGAGAUCUUGCCUGAUGGUUUGCCCUCUGCUAGAAAGCUCAUCUACUACACUGGCUGUCCACUGCGUUCCCGCCAUCUCCUACAGUUACUUAGCAACAGCCACCGCCUUUACAUGAACCUUCAGCCCGUGCUUAAACAAGUCCGACGCCUAGAGGAGAACGAAGAAAAAAAGCAGUAUCGGGAGUCAUAUAUUAGUGAUGCUCUGGAGUUGGACAUGGAUCAGCUAGACCAGCGAUCUCGUGCUAGUGGCAGCAGCAUGGGCAGUGUUUCACGCCAAAAACGUUUCUCACGUCACUCCACAACCAGCCACAGCAGCUCACACACGUCGGGUAUCGAAACCGACAGCUUCCGUACUCCAGCACACACACCACACCGGCCACUCCGCUCACACUCCUCCUCCAAUACCAGCCACGCCAGCACACACACUUCUGGUAUCGAGAGCAGUGUCAAGGAGCGAGGCCUGGAUGAUGAUGAGAUUGAGAUGUUGGUCGACGAUCCUAAAGACUAUGAAGAACUCACUGAUUUAGCAUUGGAGCUCAGUCAGGACCUCUGCAUUCAUAUUACUGAGGACAUGUUAACAUCUGCACAAAGCAACGGCUACUCAGGCCUAGUUGUGAAGGAAGUAAGUUCAUCAACAUCGAGUUCGUCUGAGACUGUAGUGAAAAUGAAAGGCCAAAGCAUUGAAUCACUCCCUCAGAUGGUGUCAGGCAGGAAAUCUCAGAACUCCACAGACAGGCACAGCCAAUCACUAGAUGAUAUCCGUCUGUACCAGAGGAAUUCCCCAGAGUGGGUGGAGCCCUCACAGGACUCUGCCCACAGUUACACAUUUGGUUGUGUGGAGGAGCUUAGCAAUGGUUACCAGGGAGUGGCGGAACAGCGGGUUGGUAUCUGUGAUGACCAACACCCUUUUCCCAUCAAAAGAACCAACAAGUACUUCUCUCUGGACCUGAGUACAGAGGAGGUGCCCGAGUUUGUUGUGUGAAGAGGGAGGAAAAUCAAAACAAAGAAAAACAAAUGAAAAACAUGACUGAGGACAUGUAUAUGUGUGCUUUUGUCUGUGUGCAUGUGUCUGCAUGUGUGUGUAUAUGAGAGAGUGUGACUAAGGAUCAUAAUGCAAGGAAGCUGCUGAAUUUCGGACGAGAAAGAGAAACCGCACCGGUCUGUCUCAGCUGCUUUAGCAAAACCUGAACCCCUCUGUGCGAAUUUCGCGCAUGCGUGCAUUACAUGCCAAUCAGAAUGAGACGUUCCAAUUCUUGUUCAUUGUGUUGGGCUUUUCUAGAGUGGCUGUUUGGUUUCUUCUAUGACAUUAGAAGUUAUGUACAAGUCUGUGAGAUUGUAUUCUUGUCUUUGUGUGAGUGCAUAUAAGUGUUUUUGAUCAUAUACGAGCUAUUAACCAAAGAAGAGCAGUCCGCAGUGUUCAAUAAGCAACUGAACACGCAAGCCAUAUUUUAAUAUCUAAUGGACAGGAAUGGUACUAGUAUGAAUUUACAUUACCAGGUAAAGUUUGACACAAUAGAUGAACAUUUUUCAUUGUCAUAUUUUGAUAAAUGCUUCUAGUUAAAAUGGGUUCUAAGACAAAUGUAACUAGUGAAAUUGAUGGCCAUGUAUGUAUGUAUUUCUGAAACAGAAUAUAUCUUUGGGGGUAAAUUGUUUCCCAAAACAAGUAGUUUUCAUUUAGAACACUUGACAGGCAAUGAACAAAUGCUCAGAACUUUAAAAAGCACCUCCUAGCUGAAACUUUUACACGACAAAGCUGGUUGACUAAAUGGCAAGACUGUGCAAAACAUUUAAAUUUAAAUAUUUCUAAUUUUUAUUGUAAAUUAGAACAUAUGACAAAAAGCCUCCCUAUGAGCAGGUGUGUCCAAACUUGGUUGGUUGUGUGACAUGUGUGUGAUGUAUGUAUUGUGGUGCUGGCUGCUCUAAUUGAACCGCCUGUGCCUUUGUUACACUAUGCAAAUUCCAGACCCUGUUCCUAGGAGUCUCUCAAGUCCCUCAUUUGUGCACUAAGCACAUUUUUACCCCUAUGCCAAGGAAAGAUACAGUGAUAAUUAAUGUCUGUGUGGUCACAAGGCUCUCAGUGAUGCUUGAGUAGUUUCUGCUCUAAUGUUCAUCCAAACCAAGUUGUGGCAAGUUGCAAAAAUGCAAUCAUAAUUUUGUCUUCUUUAAUCCUUCCCAAAAUAACCAAACCACAGUUUUCUUGCAUCAUGAGCCUGAGAGGACAGAAUAUUGAUGUCGUGCACAUAGAAUAGGGCUGGUGAAGUUUUUGAGUUUACACUUGAUCAACUGUCAGGCAAAGCAGUAAAGUGGAAAAAUUUAGGGAUAGAAAAAUGGCUGGAGUUCCAGCCUCAGUGGUGUGAGAAUGGGAAGGAUCAUUAAAAAAAGAAAAAAGCCAAACUGGGGUUUUCCAAGACAAAAAAAAAACCCCACAAACCAGUCCUUUCCUGCUAAUCUAUAUUUAC
Messenger RNA from Tachysurus fulvidraco (yellow catfish), 3813 nucleotides. It is a transcript of the gene frmd6, whose product is annotated as FERM domain containing 6. The transcript is spliced from 14 exons. Bases 519 to 2336 code for a protein of 605 amino acids. Gene Ontology annotation, cellular component: cytoskeleton; cytoplasmic side of apical plasma membrane. The record is from RefSeq and is a predicted model, not a curated record. Gene Ontology annotation, biological process: positive regulation of hippo signaling. Lineage: Eukaryota; Metazoa; Chordata; Actinopteri; Siluriformes; Bagridae.